Molecule: messenger RNA, 1242 nt
Organism: Macadamia integrifolia
Lineage: Eukaryota; Viridiplantae; Streptophyta; Magnoliopsida; Proteales; Proteaceae
Exons: 2
Source: RefSeq, a predicted model, not a curated record
CUUAAUUAUUUUCCCAUUUUGCCCUUGCUCUUUCCGUAUGCUCUGUUGAGGUCUCUUCUCCGGUAACUCUCCUCAACCUGAACCUCUGUCACCACCUUCCUUCUUCCUCGUUUCUCCUCCCAGUCUUAAUCUGAAUAAACAAGAGAAGCGUUUCUAGAGUAACGCAAGAGCGAAGACUUGCGAGUUUGAAAAUUUGUUCUAUGGUUUCCAUGAUUCAGAGUUAAGAGGAAACAGAAUAUGGAGGAUCGGAUGGUAACACUUAUGUGUCGUUGGAAUGGGAAGAUUACAACUGCAUCACUGGGUUUGGAUUAUGAAGGUGGUAAGCUGAAGGGAAUCAGGGUCAAUCAUAGUAUUAGUCAUUCAGAGUUGUUGGAUAAAAUGUAUGAGAUAACUGGCUAUAACAGGAAGCAGUUUGAUAUCAAGAUUACAUGUAGAUAUCCAGUGUCUAGGGGAUACAUAGCCUACCUGAUAGAUGACAAGGAUUCCACUGAAAUAAUGCUUGAAUUGGGACGACAUCCUGAUGUACAUGCUGUGGAGUUGUACUUGGUAAAUGAAACUUUACACAUUGAGAGUGGAAGGGAUGAUCCAGUACUUGUCCAGAGUGGUCCAGACUAUGAGGGGAGAGAGGAGUCUCCCCACAUCAAUGUUGGAAGUGAGAAGGAUGGGACUGGGGAUCCUGUUCAGGAACUAAAUGAAGCAGAAGGCAAUGCCUGGGUGUCAGAAGCUAAUGCCAACAACAAUAUUGCAGAAGUUGAACGGGAACCUAUUGAUGAGUUCACAAAUGUGAGCUGGGUGAACGAUGCGGUUGCCAGUAACCAUGUACCAGGAGUUCUAGUUGUUCCAGAGAAUGUAAAAGAUGUGCUACAUGUUGGCCAAAUAUUUCAAACAAAACAACAAUUACAGCAUGCUGUGAAAGAAUAUGCUAUCAGGACACAUCAGCAGUACAAUGUCCUAGAGUCAACCCCAUCGUUGCUGGCUCUGAAGUGUAAAAAUAAAGGUUGUCUGUGGAGGCUUCGUGCAUCUUUGAAGAAGAAUUCCUCCUCUUCAUGUUUUGCCAUUACAAGAUAUGCAGGGCCACACACUUGUGUCAAGCCCAGCAUUAUCCAGGACCAUGCGCAGUUAGAUGCUGAAUUCAUUUGUAGUAAAAUACUGGGGCUGGUCAAAGCACAAUUAUCAAUCACACCAGCGGAAAUUCAGGCACAUAUGGCAAAUACCUAUGACUAUAAUAUUUCAUAUAUGAAG